AUGUUCCGAGGCGACAUCUUUUCAAACCCAACCACCAUCCUCCUCUACGGCUGGGGCGACGCCCGCCCCAAACACCUCGCCAAGUACGUCGACGGGUACCGCGCCCUCUUCCCCGCGGCCAAACUCGUCGUGGUCCUCUGCCCCAUCUUGCGCUGCCUUUACCAGACCCUCGAAGCCCGUUCCAAGGCCAUGACCCCCGUCAUCUCCGCUUGCUUCGGUUCCUCUCGGGAGUCUGCUGCAGACCACAAGUCUUCGACCCAAAACAGAAUCCUAGUACAAGUCAUGUCCAACACAGGCGGCAUGUACUUCGCCGCCACUUUGAACGCCUACCGCCAGCGUUUCGGCCAAUGCUUUCCUCAUCACAUGCUCGUCCUCGAUUCCACGCCCGGAAGCACUUCCUUCCUACAAAACGCCGGGCCGUGGUCACGCGCCAUGGCUUUGGGAGCAUCAGGAUACUUGCCAGGUAUGCCGUUCAUCGUCACGCAAGCGAUGGCGUGCAUGUUCCUGGCGGCGCUGCAUGGGUUCGGGUGGUUGAUUGGCGCGUCGAGCGCGGCGGCGUAUAGUGUGGCGGCGGUGAACAACGAGGAGCUGUGUGCAAGAGGAGCGAUGAGGCUGUAUGUGUACUCGAAGGAGGACGAUAUUAUUUACUGGGAGGAUAUCGAAAGCCAUGCGGCGCAGGCGAGGCAGAGGGGGUAUCAGGUGGAUAUGGACAUGUUUGAGGGGACGCCGCAUGUAGGGCAUAUGAGGAUGCAUUCGGAGCAGUAUUGGGGGGCGGUGGGGAAGACUUGGAGGGAGGCGGUUGGUGGGUUGUGAGGGGUCUUGUUGUUGUUUGGUUAUGGGGAGGGACGUGGUUGGGUUGGAAAUUUACUCGGGGGUUGAGAAAGAGGGUAAUGUGGUGGAAGGGCUUGGAUUUGUUGAAACAAAAGAACAGUGAGUUACAGGCGCUUUGGAUACUAAAAGGCAUAUUACAGCAUUAGAAUUGGGAUUGAAUGGAUAGAUAUUAGAAGG
Messenger RNA from Neurospora tetrasperma FGSC 2508, 1008 nucleotides. RefSeq lists its product as uncharacterized. The coding region runs from base 1 to 813 and encodes 270 amino acids. NCBI's taxonomy places the organism in Eukaryota, Fungi, Ascomycota, Sordariomycetes, Sordariales, Sordariaceae. The transcript is spliced from 2 exons. The record is from RefSeq and is a predicted model, not a curated record.